AUGGCUUCUUUGGAUAUCUUCCUCUUCUCUCUCAGUAGAACCUUUUGUACUCCUUUCGCCGUUUACAUUCAGAUCCAGGGAUGUUUUAUUUGCUUAACACUUGCUCUUGGGUGGGCUCUUGCUUCUUAUGUUAGGAACAGAGAGAUAAAACAAAUGAAGGAUGCUAUGAAGAAAGGGAAUAGUUUGUCUUUCCUUUGUCACGACAUUAAUGAACUUGAGCACUCCUAUCAGGCCAAUCUUCCAAGAGUAACAGUGGUUAUGCCCCUGAAAGGGUUUGGGGAACACAAUCUCCACAACUGGAGGAGUCAGAUAACAUCUCUUUAUGGUGGCCCUAUAGAGUUUCUUUUCGUGGUAGAAAGCACAGAGGAUCCUGCUUAUCGUGCAGUAUCACGGCUAAUAUCAGAAUUCGAGGAUGAUGUUGAUGUUAAGGUUAUUGUAGCUGGUUUAUCAACAACUUGUAGUCAAAAAAUUCACAAUCAAUUGGUUGGGGUGGAGAAAAUGCACAAAGAAAGCAAGUAUGUAUUGUUUUUGGAUGAUGAUGUUAGGAUACAUCCGGGAUCAAUAGGAGCGCUCACUCGUGAGAUGGAGAAGAACCCCGAGAUAUUUAUUCAAACUGGAUAUCCUCUUGAUUUGCCAUCUGGAAGUCUAGGGAGUUACUGCAUCUAUGAAUAUCAUAUGCCUUGUUCGAUGGGAUUUGCUACUGGUGGAAGAACAUUCUUUCUGUGGGGAGGCUGUAUGAUGAUGCAUUCCGAUGACUUUAGGCAAGAUCGUUAUGGUGUAGUCUCGGGACUUAAAGAUGGCGGAUAUUCUGAUGAUAUGACUCUUGCAGCCAUAGCUGGGGCUCAUAAAAGACUUAUUACUUCUCCUCCAGUUGCUGUAUUUCCUCACCCCCUUGCCAGUGAUCUUAAUUUUGGAAGAUACUGGAAUUACUUGAGGAAACAAACAUUUGUUUUGGAGUCAUAUACAACAACCGUCAACUGGGUGAUGAACCGUGCAUUGUUUGGUGUUCACUGCUAUUUGUCAUGGGGAUUUGUAGCACCGUUCUUUAUGGCAAUGAUUCAUCUUGUAGCAGCAUUUAGAUUUUAUAGUUUGGGAUACUCACUUGAAGAAGUGACCUAUACCCCUGCUGGGUUAUCACUGGUGAGCUUCCUAGCCAUAUGCACUCUUGUGGAACUUCUUUCUAUGUGGAACUUGACAAGGAUAGAAGUUCAACUAUGCAACAUGCUGUCUCCAGAGGCACCACAACUAUCUCUUGCUGCCUAUAAUUGGUGUCUUGUGUUCAUUGCGUUGCUAGUGGAUAACUUUCUAUACCCUCUGUCUGCAAUCAAGUCUCAUUUUUCUCAAUCUAUCAAUUGGUCUGGUAUUUGGUACUACUUAAAAGAUGGAAAAAUUAUCAAGAUUGAAAGAACCGAAAGAGGCAAGGAUAUGACUCCAGUUUUCACAGACUUGGGAGGGAAACAUUUAUACGGAAAGAAAGGGAUACCUGCCAAAGGUUCAUUCAUCAGUUCUUUGUCCAGAACUCUGGCACAAUGGCAUCAACCCAAAAAAUUUGAUAACUAG
This is a messenger RNA of Vicia faba (fava bean), 1560 nucleotides long. The record is from the annotation of a GenBank genome assembly. Lineage: Eukaryota; Viridiplantae; Streptophyta; Magnoliopsida; Fabales; Fabaceae.